UUGAGGGCUGGAGGAUGUCGCCGCCAACGAAGAAAAUGUUCAACGGUGACGUCACUGUCACUCUAUUCUCUUCUAUUCUCGUCAUGUUCCCCACUUCUGUUCUGACUAUUUCCAUUUUUGUUAAUUUUAAUAUUUUGGAUGUUUCUUCUGUCCACCAAAUUAUAUAAUAAUUGGGUCGAUUGAAUCGUGCAGUCUCCUCAAGCAACAAAACUCUUUCCUCCCCAGCAUCAAACUCUUAUCCUCUUUGCUAUUGUGUUUGUGGUUCCAAAAAAUAAGUCAGGGCAUAUUCUUUUCCCUCGUAGCCUAUUUAGCCAUGUGUCUUUUUCAAUGUGGUACACAUUUGAUGAUUUUUUUAAAGCUUGGUUUGAGUAUCUUUUGUUGGCACCUAAGAUUUGUCAAAGUUUGGAUUUUCAGAACAAAUAUAUAUAUAUAUAUAUAUAUAUAUUACAAUUGGGUCAAUAAAAAGAAACAUAUUAUUUUCUAUAAUAUAUGUGAUGCAAGCAAGGCUGAGGCUUGUCUUUAUUCAUUCUAUUACCAAUGGGUGGUUGAGGCCAAAAACUGUUCAUUUAACAAGAGGCCAAAGACUGUUCAUUCAACAUAUUAUCUACUGACGCUUCUUUGUUUAAGUAGAAGAAGAAGUAAGACGACUUUUGUUUCACCAGAGAUAUUUCUCAUUCAUAAAAACGAAAGCGUCUCGUCUCAAACAUUUCUGGGAUUAUCAGCCGAGUUUUGGGCAACCAUGAACAGGGAUCAAGUUUUAGAGUAUGUCGAAACGGAUCCGACUGGUCGCUACGGACGUUUUGCAGAAGUUCUUGGAAGAGGAGCGAUGAAGACAGUAUACAAAGCAAUCGAUGAGAUGCUGGGAAUAGAAGUAGCGUGGAGCCAGGUGAAGCUAAAAGAGGUUCUGCGUUCCUCUGUUGAUCUACAGAGGCUCUACUCCGAGGUUCAUCUUCUCAGCACUCUCAACCACAAAUCUAUCAUUCGUUUCUACACUUCGUGGAUCGAUGUUCAUUCCCAUACUCUCAACUUCAUCACCGAACUGUUCACUUCUGGGACCCUCCGACAAUACAAAAAUAAGUACUUGCGGAUAGAUAUCCGAGCGAUCAAGUCCUGGGCUCGGCAGAUCUUGGAAGGGCUUGUUUAUCUCCAUGAGCACGACCCUCCUGUAAUCCAUAGAGACCUUAAGUGUGAUAACAUCUUUGUUAAUGGCCAUCUUGGACAAGUCAAAAUUGGCGAUCUUGGUCUUGCAAGAAUGCUGCGGGACUGCCACUCUGCCCAUAGUGUCAUUGGCACUCCCGAGUUCAUGGCUCCAGAAUUAUAUGAGGAGAACUAUAAUGAACUCAUUGACGUUUAUUCCUUUGGUAUGUGCUUUUUGGAGAUGAUUACCUCUGAGUUCCCGUAUAGUGAGUGCACCAAUUCGGCGCAGAUCUACAAGAAAGUUGUUGCGGGAAAGCUACCAGGUGCGUUUUACAGAGUUGGGGACUUGGAGGCACAGAGGUUUAUCGGGAAAUGCCUUGUGUCUGCCUCAUUGAGAGUGUCAGCAAAAGAACUAUUGCAAGAUCCAUUUCUCGCGUCUGAUGAGUCCUGGAUGGUGUAUGCGAGCGGUGCUAGGAAUUUAAAGCCCUUCUUGAACGAGAAUGAAAUGGACAGGCUGAAGUUGGAAGAGGAUGAGUUAGGAAGGACCCAGAUGACCAUCACCGGGAAGCUGAACGAUGAAGAUAACACAAUCUUUCUGAAAGUAGUAAUCGCAGAUGAAAAGGGUAUGGCAAAAAACGUGUCUUUUCCCUUUGACAUCACGAUUGAUACUUCCAUUGAUGUUGCAACGGAGAUGGUAAAAGAACUCGAGAUUACAGAAUGGGAGCCAGUCGAGAUUGCUAAAAUGAUUGAUGGAGAGAUCUCUUCUUUGGUGCCUGGUUGGAGGUACGAGGAAGAUGAUGAAACCCCUCAUGAUUAUCAUCAUCGUACCACUCCUUCAUACUCUUCUUCCUCGCAUUCAUCAUCCUCUCAAGCCUCACUCUCUAACUAUAUGGCACGAGGCCGUCAAGAUUGGAUACAAGAUGAUUUUCACGAUGAGACGUAUUCUCAGAGUUCUUCCAAUUCAGGGUCUUACUCCAACCUCAACUACAUAUCUGUUGAUGAGCACAGCUCCCAACCUCCUGUUAUGACCAGAACUCACAACGUGACGAGGUUUUGCCCGGGAGAAAGCUCUCAUCUACAGUCAGGACAAGCCAACAUGUAUGCAGCUUCUAGUUCGGGUAACAGGAGAUUGGCCUCAGAAAACCGCACACUCACGAGGAACAGAUCACUUGUAGACGUGCAGAGCCAGCUACAGCAGCAGCGGUCGUUGGUGGAAGAGGCUAGAAAAAGAAGGUUGAUCAGAACUGUUGGAGACGUCGAAACAGUUGGUUUUCAGUCACCUUAUGCGAUUUCCCGGAAGCCACGAAGCUCAAGGCGCUAGCUUCUCCCGUAUAUUGGAAAUACGGUGAAAAUUAUUCUUGUAGUUAUCAUCUGUAGUGUAAUGUGAAAAAACAAAAUUGCUGGUUCAAAAAUGUAAAAAUGUAAACUCAUGUGUUUAAAAAAGCUGUACAGAGGCUGCGUUUGGGUUAGUCAAACCACAUGUCAACGGUUUAUUCCGUGGAUGGGCUAAAGAACUCGGAGGUUAUAUAUAAGAAGUUCCACUUAA
Eutrema salsugineum is the source of this 2683-nucleotide messenger RNA. RefSeq names its product probable serine/threonine-protein kinase WNK4. The transcript has 7 exons. Gene Ontology annotation, cellular component: cytoplasm. Lineage: Eukaryota; Viridiplantae; Streptophyta; Magnoliopsida; Brassicales; Brassicaceae. The coding region runs from base 314 to 2458 and encodes 714 amino acids. Gene Ontology annotation, molecular function: protein serine/threonine kinase activity; ATP binding. The record is from RefSeq and is a predicted model, not a curated record. Gene Ontology annotation, biological process: intracellular signal transduction; protein phosphorylation.